UCAUGAAUACCAGCAGCUUUCCCUACUUUGCAAUGGUGUUUGUACAGUUUCUUUUUGCAGGAGCAAGCAUUACAAUGAAGAUCGGGUUUGCAAAUGGACUUAAUCAACUUAUAUUUGUGGUUUAUCGCCAUUUACUAAGCACAAUUCUUUUUUGCCCUUUGGCUUUUGUAUAUGAAAGGAAAGAAAGACCAACGCUCAGCCUUGUAGUGAUGAUCAAGAUUUUUGUUUUGUCAUCCCUCGGAUCCACAAUCCAUCUUAAUGCAUAUGCAUAUGGUUUAGCAUAUACUUCUGCAACCGUGGCGAGUGCUUUGAAUUGCAUCACUCCCAGUGUGACCUUUCUCAUUGCAUUUCUUCUAAGGAUGGAGAAGGUGAAGAUCAGAAGUACGAAAGGGCAAGCGAAAGUUUUGGGGACACUUAUUUGCAUCGUAGGAUCACUUACAGUCACCUUUCGGAGAGGAGGGUUUCAAUUGAAGGGGUUAGUUAACAAGCCACUAAUCGACAUUUAUAACCCUAAAGCUUCUCACGUUCAUAAAGAAAACUGGGUCAAAGGGGCAACCCUUAUUUCAGCAAGCAAGAUUUCUUGGAGCCUGUGGCUCAUUUUCCAGGGAUUAAUACAUAAGAUGUAUCCAGCUCCGUUGUCAAUGAAUAUUAUGAUAUGUCUCUUUGCAUCGUUGCAAUCUUCUUUCCUAGCUCUCUUUUUUUGCAAGAGAUGCGAAUCUAUGGAAGCUCGAGUGGGAUGUAAAACUCUUUACCAUCCUUUACGGGGACUAACAUACUACCUAGUCUUAUGGUCCAUCAAUAAGAAGGGGCCAGUGUUUGUGGCGAUGUUUACUCCAUUACAACUUAUUAUUGUUGGAAUAUUUUCAGCCAUUGCUUUUAAUGAGAGACUUCAUGUGGGAAGCUUGAUAGGAGCAUUGAUUAUUAUCCUCGGACUCUAUUGCGUACUUUGGGGAAAGAGUAAAGACAAACUUUUCAUAUUAGAUGAGGGCAAAAACGAUGUUACGAAGAAGAAUAAAGCUGCUUUGGAUAUAGUUGUCAAUGAUGGUAUCGUGAAGAAUUCAAACAAAGUUGAAUCAUGAUACUUUUAGAUUUGAUAAGUGUUACAGAUAACCAACCGAUGAAAUACGGUGGUUUAACUAGCAAUUACUGAACAUCUCAAGAUAAUGUACACAUGAUUAGGAUUUUUUAAAUAUAACAUUCUUCCCCUCUACCUUAUUUGUUGGAUAUGAUAUUCAUUUGUUUUUC
Molecule: messenger RNA, 1245 nt
Organism: Lactuca sativa (garden lettuce)
Lineage: Eukaryota; Viridiplantae; Streptophyta; Magnoliopsida; Asterales; Asteraceae
Product: WAT1-related protein At5g64700
Cellular component (GO): membrane
Molecular function (GO): transmembrane transporter activity
Source: RefSeq, a predicted model, not a curated record